UAUUCUUAGCGUGUAGCCAUGAAUAACAAAUAAGUUAUGAUUAAUUAGUUUAAGUAUAGCGUGUAUUCGAGCAGAAAAAUAAAUUUGUUGUGGCUUCGUGAGACGCUUUGCAAAAAUGCAUAUAAAACAGGUUAUCAUCCAGGGCUUCAAAAGUUAUCGCGAGCAAACAGUAGUGGAACCAUUUGAUAAGCGCCAUAAUGUAGUUGUUGGACGAAACGGUUCUGGGAAAAGUAAUUUUUUUUAUGCUAUCCAAUUUGUACUGAGCGAUGAAUUUACUCACUUGCGACCUGAACAAAGGCAAUCCCUUCUUCACGAGGGAACAGGAGCUCGCGCUAUGUCGGCGUACGUUGAAAUUAUAUUUGACAAUUCGGAUAACAGAGUACCGAUUGACAAAGAUGAAAUUUUCUUGAGACGUGUAAUUGGAGCCAAAAAGGACCAAUAUUUUUUAAACAAAAAAGUUGUACCGCGAUCCGAGGUAGUGAAUUUGCUUGAAUCUGCUGGUUUCUCCAAUUCGAAUCCCUAUUAUAUUGUCAAGCAAGGUAAAAUCAACCAAAUGGCUACAGCCCCCGAUUCUCAUCGUUUGAAACUCCUUCGAGAGGUUGCCGGAACCCGUGUAUAUGAUGAAAGAAAAGAAGAAUCUAUGAAUAUUCUGAAAGAAACUGAGGGAAAAGUGGAAAAAAUAACGGAAUUUCUUAAAACAAUCGAGGAUCGAUUGAAAACAUUAGAAGAGGAGAAAGAGGAACUUAAAGAGUAUCAGAAAUGGGACAAAGCACGCCGUACUCUUGAAUACAUUAUUCAUGAAACGGAACUCAAAGACAAUAAAAAACUUUUGGAUGAACUUGAAACCCAACGGAAGGGAUCGGGAGAUAAGCAAAAAGUUCUUUUGCAAGAAAUACAAACAGCCCAAGAGAAAAUAAAAAUCAUUCAAAAGACUUUAAAAGACGCAAAAAAAGACGUUUCCACUACUAAAGACGAGAAAUCCGUGCUAAUUACAGAGCACCAGCAGCUUCUUCGAGAAAAAACAAAAUUGGAUUUAACAAUAUCAGACUUAAGUGAUGAAGUCCAAGGGGAUAACAAAUCAAAAGAACGAGCAGAACAGGAGCUCGAAAGAUUGAAGAUUACAAUAGCGGAAAAAGAAAAAGAACUUGAAAUCGUACGUCCUCGCUAUGAAGCAAUGAGGCGUAAAGAAGAAGAGUGUUCUCGUGAACUCAAUUUGAAGGAACAAAAACGCAAAGAACUUUAUGCUAAACAAGGAAGAGGAUCACAAUUUGCUUCUAAAGAUGAGCGGGAUAAGUGGAUCCAGGGAGAGUUAAAGUCAUUAAAUAAGCAAAUCAAAGAUAAAAUUUCCCAUCAAAAUAAAUUGCUAGAUGAUUUAAGAAGAGAUGCUACAAGACAGAAUGAAUUAGAAAAAAAAAUUGAAGAACAUACCGCUACAUUUGAACAACUCAGAAUUCAAAUUGAUGACCAUAACAAAAAUUAUUACGAUUUAAAAAAGAAAAAAGACCAAUUUCAGGCAACCCGAAAUGAUAUAUGGAAAAAGGAAACACAAGUAACACAGACUCUUUCGGGAAAUAAAGAAGAAUUAGCUAAGGUAGAUCAAGCUCUUCGCUCAAUGGCUGGUAAGCCGAUUCUAAAUGGAAGAGAUUCGGUACGAAAAGUUCUUGAAAAUUUCCAACAAAGAGGCGGUCAGCUGGCAGAUAUAGCAAAUUCCUAUUUUGGUCCAGUUAUAGAAAAUUUCAGUUGUGAUAAAUCAAUAUAUACGGCUGUAGAAGUAACUGCUGGAAAUCGAUUAUUCCAUCACAUAGUGGAGUCGGAUCGUGUGGGAACACAAAUUCUCAAAGAAAUGAACAAGCAAAAACUUCCUGGAGAAGUAACGUUUAUGCCUUUGAACCGUCUUCAAGUGCGAGUGCACGAUUAUCCCGAAGACCCCGACUCUAUCCCUAUGAUUUCAAAGCUUAAAUAUGAAGAACAAUACGACAAAGCUUUACGUUACAUUUUUGGAAAAACUUUGAUCUGUCGUAACCUUGAAAGAGCAACUGAAUUGGCCAAGAGCACUGGACUUGAUUGUGUGACAUUAGAAGGAGACCAAGUUUCAUCGAAAGGAUGCUUGACUGGAGGAUACUUUAACACAUCUCGUUCCAGAUUGGAAAUGCAGAAAAAAAGAUCGGAAUAUUUACAAAUGAUAGAAGAUUCAGAAAAAGAGCUUUCUGUAUUCAAGAGUGAAUUGAAACAAACCGAAUUGAGCAUUAAUAGUAUUGUAUCAGAAAUGCAAAAAACUGAAACUAAACAAGGAAAGUCGAAAGAUGGAUUCGAAAAAGUUCAGGCUGAUAUAAGGUUGAUGAAGGACGAAUUAUCGAGAAUUGAACGUUUUCGAAGUCCGAAAGAACGAUCCCUAGCCCAAUGCAAAUCCAAUCUUGAAGCUAUGAACAGUACUAAAGACGGAUUGGAAAAUGAGUUGCAUCAAGAGCUCAUGUCUCAACUAACUGUUCAAGAUCAACAUGAAGUUGACCAGCUAAAUGAUGAUAUACGUAAACUGAACCAGGAAAACAAAGAGGCAUUUACUUCACGCAUGAGUAUGGAGGUCACAAAAAAUAAGUUGGAAAAUUUAUUGACCAACAACCUAUUUCGUCGUAAGGAUGAACUUGUACAAGCUUUGCAAGAAAUAUCUGUAGAAGAUCGCAAACGUCAACUAAAUAAUUGUCGAAAUGAAUUAUCAACCACUGAAAAGCGUGUCAGAAAAGUCCUCAAUGACAUUGAUGAUGUCGAUAGAAAAGUAAACGAAGCAGUUCGUCAACAAAAGGCAUUGCAGAAAGAUUAUGAACAGUGGAUCCAUAAGGAGAAGGACUCUCAGGAAAAACUUAAUGAAGAUUCUAAAAAAUUUGAAAAAUGGGCUGCUAAAGAGAAUAUACUACACCAGAAAAUUGAAGAAUGCACUGAAAAAAUUGCCAGCCUGGGUGCACUACCACACGUUGAUCCUUCGUAUCAUAAAUUAUCAUUGAAACAGGUUAGUGUUUUCGACAAUCACCCUAUACGGUCUACUAUCACCAUCACAGUAGUGGAAUUUCUGCUAUUCAAAGAACUUGAAAAAGCCAACAAUCAUUUGAAAAAAUACAAUCACGUAAACAAAAAAGCUUUAGAUCAAUUCCUGAGCUUCUCUGAACAAAAAGAAAAAUUGUAUAAAAGAAAGGAAGAGCUUGACGUCGGAGGAGCCAAAAUCCGGGAACUGAUGCAGAAUCUUGAGUUGCGUAAAGUGGAGGCUAUCCAGUUUACUUUUAGACAAGUAGCUGCCAAUUUUACUGAAGUGUUCAAAAAACUGGUUCCACAAGGUUCAGGUCAUUUAAUACUUCGUACACAAAACGACACUGAAGGAAAUGAUAUGGAAAAAGAAGUUGAAACAUCAGAUGACUUUACUGGCAUCGGAAUAAGGGUCUCUUUCACAGGAGUAGAUGCUGAAAUGCGUGAAAUGAAUCAACUCUCCGGAGGACAGAAAUCUUUGGUAGCUUUAGCGUUGAUUUUCGCUAUUCAAAAAUGCGACCCUGCACCGUUUUAUCUAUUUGAUGAAAUAGAUCAGGCGUUGGAUGCUCAACAUCGCAAAGCUGUUGCCGAUAUGAUUCACGAACUAAGCGAUAAAGCGCAGUUUAUAACAACAACAUUCAGGCCAGAACUACUAGAAAAUGCACAUAAGUUUUAUGGAGUGCGUUUUCGUAACAAAGUAAGUCACGUGGAUUGUGUUACUCGCGAGGUAGCCAGAGAUUUCGUUGAAGAUGACACUACGCAUGGAUAAGAUAUACAAAUUUUAAAUGUUAAAAAAAAUAAAACAAAUUUGAAAUAAAAAUAAGUUUAAGGAAAAAGCCAAUAAGUUUUUUCAUGUGUUUUUUAAAUGUGUUUAAAUUUAAAAAUGGUGUGUGAAACAAGACUUCAAUCAAUCAUUCGUCAUGUGACAUUCUAUAAUUCUAUAGUUACAGAUACAGUACCGUUCAUAAUUGUAUAGAAAUUGGAAGCACGCGCACUGUCACUUCGACUUUGAACUUCCAUAACUUUUUACUUUGAUGAUAAUUUUUGAUCAAAUUUUUUGUGUUAGAUAGAUCAACUAUCACACUAUUAUAUCCCAAAAUUUGAGCUUUCUGGAGUUUGUGUGGCCUAAGACACAGUAAUUCUACGAAAGUCGGACUUUUUGGACUUUUCUCAUUUAAAGUGCAAUAUCUCAGAAACUACGCUACAUUUCUUAUUGAAAUUUUGCAGAGUGAUUGUUGAAAUAUAAAGCUAGCAUGUCUGAAGUUUGCGAAAAAUUCUAUCGAUGAGAUCAA
Molecule: messenger RNA, 4307 nt
Organism: Uranotaenia lowii
Lineage: Eukaryota; Metazoa; Arthropoda; Insecta; Diptera; Culicidae
Gene: SMC3
Product: structural maintenance of chromosomes protein 3
Exons: 8
Coding region: 116-3784 (1222 amino acids)
Biological process (GO): mitotic sister chromatid cohesion
Cellular component (GO): chromosome
Molecular function (GO): protein binding; ATP hydrolysis activity; double-stranded DNA binding
Source: RefSeq, a predicted model, not a curated record